Molecule: messenger RNA, 765 nt
Organism: Temnothorax curvispinosus
Lineage: Eukaryota; Metazoa; Arthropoda; Insecta; Hymenoptera; Formicidae
Exons: 3
Source: RefSeq, a predicted model, not a curated record
GACAAUUAUUUGAAUCGCGACGCACCGGCCAUCAUCACCGACGCGAUGGACUCAUGGACGGUCAUGAAUACCGACUACUUCUGGUUCGACAAUAUUACCCACCUUUACUUGGAGAACGAGCGGUUGAUGGAGACAGUACCCUGCGCCCUGACCUCCAAUCUGCGUACCGGCUCGUCCGACCUCGCGGCGUUUCUACGACGCGUGCACGCGCCCGAGGUGGCCAAGUGGUUCGUCCACUGGCAGAACUGCGACAUCAAUGCCGUGAAGGUGCUCAGAAAGUACUAUCAACGACCGUACUUCCUCUCCAGCACGGUCUCGCCGGCGCAUUUCAAUUGGGUUCUAAUGUCCUCGGACUACAACAGCCCGAGCUACAAGAAGGUCGAGCUCGACUCCGGUCUGAUCGCCCUCGCCCAGCUUCGCGGCGCGACUCAGCUGCGUCUCACCCCGAUAAAUCCCUGCAACAGUUCGUGUCCUGAGCUGAUCGCCGAUCUGCAUCAGGGCGAGAUGCUCGUUUUCACGAACUUGAUGUGGACGCUCGAGUACGCACCGAUGCGCGGCCUGGACAACAUCGCCAUACUCACGGAAACCGUCUGGGAGGAAGAUACGUAGAUUACGUCGUCCUGAGGAGAUCGUUUCUAUCGUCACGCAAAAUAUCCUUAGCCCCACAAUACUCUUCGACGUGACGGCUAUAUGUCGAUUCGAUAUAUUGUAUACUCAUGCCCUCAUUACGAUACGUAUUAAAUAAAAAUUGAACAUUCUGGUUUC